Messenger RNA from Orycteropus afer afer, 1898 nucleotides. RefSeq names its product seryl-tRNA synthetase 1 (gene SARS1). Gene Ontology annotation, biological process: seryl-tRNA aminoacylation. Gene Ontology annotation, cellular component: cytosol. NCBI's taxonomy places the organism in Eukaryota, Metazoa, Chordata, Mammalia, Tubulidentata, Orycteropodidae. The record is from RefSeq and is a predicted model, not a curated record. Gene Ontology annotation, molecular function: ATP binding; tRNA binding; serine-tRNA ligase activity.
CGCGCCGGCGCAGUGCGUCGAUCACAGGCUGAGUACUGCGGUACGAUCCUCGCUUCCUUAGUAUUUGACCCGGGAGAAGGAAAGAUGGUGCUGGAUCUGGAUUUGUUUCGGGUGGAUAAAGGAGGGGACCCAGCACUUAUCCGAGAGACGCAGGAGAAGCGCUUCAAGGACCCAGGACUAGUGGAUCAGCUGGUGAAGGCAGAUAGUGAGUGGCGACGAUGCAGAUUUCGGGCAGACAACUUGAACAAGCUGAAGAACCUGUGCAGCAAGACAAUCGGAGAGAAAAUGAAGAAAAAGGAGCCAGUUGGAGAUGAUGAGUCCAUUCCAGAGAAUGUCCUAAACCUCGAUGACCUUGCAGCAGAUGCUUUAACUAACCUGAAAGUCUCACAAAUCAAAAAAGUCCGACUCCUUAUCGAUGAAGCCAUUCUGAAGUGUGACGCUGAGCGGAUCAAGCUGGAAGCAGAGAGGUUUGAGAACCUCCGCGAGAUCGGGAACCUUCUGCACCCCUCUGUGCCCAUCAGCAACGAUGAGGAUGCAGACAACAAAGUAGAGAGGAUUUGGGGUGAUUGUACUGUCAGGAAGAAGUACUCUCAUGUGGACCUAGUGGUGAUGGUAGAUGGCUUUGAAGGCGAAAAGGGAGCUGUGGUGGCUGGGAGUCGAGGGUAUUUCCUGAAGGGGGUCCUAGUGUUCCUUGAACAGGCACUCAUCCAAUAUGCCCUUCGUACCUUGGGAAGUCGGGGCUACACUCCCAUCUAUACUCCCUUUUUCAUGAGGAAGGAGGUCAUGCAGGAAGUGGCACAACUCAGUCAGUUUGAUGAAGAACUUUAUAAGGUGAUUGGCAAAGGCAGUGAGAAGUCUGAUGACAACUCUUAUGAUGAGAAAUACCUGAUUGCCACCUCAGAGCAGCCCAUUGCUGCCCUCCACAGGGAUGAGUGGCUGCGUCCAGAGGAUCUGCCCAUCAAGUAUGCUGGCCUGUCCACCUGCUUUCGCCAGGAGGUGGGCUCCCAUGGCCGUGACACCCGAGGCAUCUUUCGAGUCCAUCAAUUUGAGAAGAUUGAACAGUUUGUCUACUCAUCACCACAUGACAACAAGUCCUGGGAGAUGUUUGACGAAAUGAUUACCACUGCAGAGGAGUUCUACCAGUCUUUGGGGAUUCCUUACCACAUUGUGAAUAUUGUCUCAGGAUCUUUGAAUCAUGCUGCCAGUAAGAAGCUCGACCUGGAGGCCUGGUUUCCAGGCUCUGGAGCCUUCCGAGAGUUGGUCUCCUGUUCUAACUGCACAGACUAUCAGGCUCGCCGGCUCCGAAUCCGAUAUGGGCAGACCAAGAAGAUGAUGGACAAGGUGGAGUUUGUUCACAUGCUCAAUGCUACAAUGUGUGCCACUACUCGCACCAUCUGUGCCAUCCUGGAGAACUACCAGACAGAGAAGGGCAUUGCUGUGCCUGAGAAACUGAAGGAGUUCAUGCCACCAGGUCUCCAGGAACUAAUCCCUUUUGUGAAGCCUGCACCCAUUGACCAGGAGCCAUCAAAGAAGCAAAAGAAGCAGCAUGAAGGCAGCAAAAAGAAAUCGGCAGCAGGAGAUGUCGCCCUGGAAGGCCAACUACAGAACAUGGGGGUCACCGAUGCCUGAACAUUCCUUCCGCCCGGUUCUCCAGGCUUUCAUUUCUGUCAUCUGAGAUCUCAGAGCCUACCCAAGGGCAGGGAAGCCCAGCACGCACUCAUUACCCUGCCCCAUCUGACUGCAUAGCUAAGGGGAACAGUGUGGCGUACAGCGCAGGUGUUCCCAUCUGUUCAUGUGGGCAUAGGAUUUAAUCACUGAUGACUGAUGAAGCCAUGUAAUAAAGAUCUCUGGGGAAGGUGCCGUACCCUUCCUCAGUCUUCUUCCUGGGGCUUUAACCC